This is a messenger RNA of Rotaria sordida, 1194 nucleotides long. NCBI's taxonomy places the organism in Eukaryota, Metazoa, Rotifera, Eurotatoria, Philodinida, Philodinidae. The record is from the annotation of a GenBank genome assembly.
AUGUCUCGCAGUGUUCGUGAUCUUCGUGAAUUAGUGUGUUUAUCUCGGUUUGGUUUUCGUUCUGAUGAAAAUGAUUUAGACAAUAAUAAUAAUAAUAAUGAAAACAGCCAAACAAAUGAUACAAUACUUUUUUAUUUUGAUCCUUCAAUACUUAAUAAUUGGCUUCAAAUAACAUCAUCUCGUUUAGAAAAAUUACGUUCAUUAACAACAAAUACAUUUAUUAAUUUUAUUUAUUUUUGGUUAAAACAAUUCGAUUAUGAACAUAAACAAUCCUUAUUUCAAAUGGAAUUUGAAUUAUUUAUUGAACAUUUACUUCUUGCAUUCACACCAAAUGAUAUUGAUUCAUUACAAAUAAAUCAAUUUGCUCGACAAAUUCUCCAUGACAUUGAUAAACAAAUAGGAAUAUAUUCAAUUGAAAAUGAUUAUGAUUUUAUUCAUCAUAUUGAUAUACUUAGUCGUUAUAAACGUGAUAAUCAAUAUCGAACAUUAUUAGCUGAUUUACCAAAUCAAUUAAUAAUAAAUACAAAUAAUCGUUUACAUUUACAAUGGAUGUUAGCUAUUCGUGCAUUUGGACUUCUAGCUAUAUGUACAGUAGCUGUAGAAUUUUUUCAAAAGAUUCAAAUGACACUUGAACAGAAUAGAACAACAGGUGAAUUUUAUUCAUCUCAAACUGAUGAUCAAUCUUUAUUCAAUAAUCCAUCGGAUCAAUUUAAAAAUCGAAUUUUAACUGCAUUACGAAAAGAUUAUAUUGAUGUUAUUGAAUAUUUUAUUAAAACUAAUCAAUUAACUGGUGAUUAUAUUGAUGAACAAAAUCGAAAUAUUCUCUUUCAUGCAUUACCUAUGGGAAAUACUUCUAUGAUUGAACAUCUAUUAAAAUCAAAUUUAUCCAAUUUUGAUAUAAAUUCCAUUGCUCUAUCUGGAAAUAGUCUUCUUCAUUUAUGUAUUAGCCUUGAACGUAUUGAUCUUAUAGAAUUAUUAAUAAAAUAUUAUCCAAAUAUAAAUUUAAAUCAACGUAAUAAACAAGAUGCAACACCACUUCAUCUUGCUAUAAUUUAUAAUAAUCUUGAAAUAAUUCGUUUUCUUAUUCAACUAGGUGCUAAUACAAAAUUAACAAUAAAAACAAAAACAUGUUUACAACUUUCCAAUGAAUUAAAUCAUGAAAAUUUAAUUGAAUUAUUUUCUAAACUUGUUUAA